Molecule: messenger RNA, 2021 nt
Organism: Papaver somniferum (opium poppy)
Lineage: Eukaryota; Viridiplantae; Streptophyta; Magnoliopsida; Ranunculales; Papaveraceae
Exons: 9
Coding region: 219-1340 (373 amino acids)
Source: RefSeq, a predicted model, not a curated record
CAGAGAUGUCUCUUAUAAGAGUUAUCCAUGUUGAAUGUUUGAACCAGCUAAACAUACAGAGAGAAAGAGAUGAGAGAAACAGAAACGUUGUUUGAGCCAAACAAUCGACGGUUUUUCCAAAAAUUUGAAACAAAUUGCUUUAAACCAACGUUAUACAGGGUUCUGCAAAUUUGAGCAUCACGCAAGAAAAAUGUGGGUCUGAAAGAAAUCGUAAGUAUAUGUAUCCUCAAGGAGAUUUUUCACCAUCCCGUGUGAAUUCUACGUCGCACCUAAAGAUAAUACAGCAAAUUAAAGGAGGCUUAAACGAUGAAUACUUGAAAAUUCUCAAGAAGAUGUCAAUUGGGCAUUUACUUAAUAUGGAGCCGACCAGAUUCAGUGGUCCAAUUAUCAACUCUUUGCUUCGAAGAGUGGUUGAGCCUCUUGCAGGUAACGAUCCAGAUUCUAUGUACUUUUGCAUUGGAGGUAAAGUUGUGAAGUAUGGAAUGUGGGAGUCUGCACUUGUGACGGGUUUGAGUUUCAAGGGAAGUGAUGUUAUUCAUCCUCGUGGUUGUGCUGGAUCUGAGCUGAUUAAUAAAUACUUUCUUGGCAAGAAAAGUAUCACAUUGGGAGAGUUGUCAAGAAAAUUUGAUUCUUUGGAGCAGUCGACGGAUAAAGUAAAACUCGGUCUGGUUCUCCUAGUCCAGGGUGUUCUAAUGGGGAACGAAUAUGUAAGAGAUGUAAAUCUUGCAUACUUCCACAUGGUGGAAAACAUUGAGAAGUUCAACAAAUUCCCAUGGGGAAAGCUGUGUCACCAGAGGAUGCUGAAAUGUUUUAGAAAUGUUGUCGGCGGGAAAAAAGAAGUGGAGCAAAUUGGAAAAAGUAAGACUAAUCCAAAAGGCAAGUCAGCUAUUGCCGGGCAUGGAAGCUUUAGAUCUGCGUAUAAUUUGUAUGGAUUCCCAUAUGCUUUUCAGGUCUGGGCCUUUGAAAUCAUUCCACUUCUACGGAAGAGUUUUGCGAUUAGCUUAGAACCGAAACAAUUUCCACGCGUGCUGCAUUACGCUUGUGACAGUAUACAUCCAGAGUCUUCUGCAGUUGAAAAUAUACUGACAUCUAAGAUUGAAGUCCUGGCUUGCAUAAAACCCGUAGAGGGGGAGAUGUCGUCAAAGUACAAGGGGUCUGUCCUCCUGAUAUCUGCUGACUUAUCAGAAUUAGAGGAUGAUGAUGAAGACAAAGCCGUGGAGAUGGAGAUAUCGAUGGAAAUGCAAUCUGCAAAUGAAGAGUGGGAGGUAGCAAAGGAUAGGAUGAUGGUUCAGAAACACAAGCACCCCAAUCCUGUUCUAACCAGGAUACCCAGCUUUUGAGAGAGGUAUUUACACAGGUUAAGGAACUCACAUCAAAGGUUUCCAGAAUGGACAAAGAGAUGUCAAAACUUAAGGACGGUGACAACCGCAAUAACCAGGCUUCUAUAGAGAUGCAGGAGGUUAUAGAUGAAGAUGAGAGGCUGAAAAUCCUUGCGGAUGACUUGGGUGAGGAGGUGUACAAGGCCGUCAUAACUGUUCUGUCGGAGAUGAAUUACUACAGUUUCAGCGGAAGGUUUAGUGUUCCUAAAUGGAGGAACUUUAGGAGUGGUGGAAUGGAGAUAUUAAAGGAAGUUGCUUCAUUUACGCUGGAACAGUGGAGGACCCUUAAGAAAAGAUUUGAAAAUGAUAAAGAAGUCAAGAGUCUGGAAACGAAAAUGAAUGAAAUGGAGUACGAGAACAAGAACUUGAUUUAUCAGAAUGAUGAGCUACGUAAACAUUAUAUUGAAGAAAUAAACAAGAUGCAACAGGAGCAUAAGUAGAAAGGAUCAACAGGGAGCAUGAAGAACUUAAGUCGGAAAUGGAAUCGCAAAGGAAAGAGAGGGAGGUACUCGAGAUGGCAUUGCUGGUUGCUGCAGAGAAAAAGAGAAUAGAAGAGAAUCUUGUCAAGGAGAAAACUGUACUAGAAAAAGACAUGGCCAGAGAUAAAAUGGAAUUAGAAUUUGAGGAAAAAGAGAUGAGUGA